Neolamprologus brichardi is the source of this 2381-nucleotide messenger RNA. RefSeq names its product activating transcription factor 4a (gene atf4a). The record is from RefSeq and is a predicted model, not a curated record. Gene Ontology annotation, molecular function: RNA polymerase II transcription regulatory region sequence-specific DNA binding; DNA-binding transcription activator activity, RNA polymerase II-specific. Gene Ontology annotation, biological process: regulation of transcription by RNA polymerase II. Gene Ontology annotation, cellular component: nucleus; ATF4-CREB1 transcription factor complex; ATF1-ATF4 transcription factor complex. Lineage: Eukaryota; Metazoa; Chordata; Actinopteri; Cichliformes; Cichlidae.
CCCACGCGACGGCUCUACCUGCUCUUCGUUCCUACAGCUCCUAAAGUAAACACACUUUGCACAUAGUAGCUCUAGCGGGCCAAAAUGGCAGUGUAGAGGCGUGCGGCAGCUAACCUUGCAGCGGCAACAAACCGGCAGUGCAACGGCUAAGUGCACUGGCUUUUUCUGGCAAAAUGGCGUCUCUCCCGGCAACCACCUUCAGCUUUGCUGCCGUCGACAGCAUACCUGGACCUCUCGACUCACCUUUGUUCUUGUACACCUUUUCACGGUUACCACUGACCAGCAGCAGCCAUGACCCUCUCCCAGCUAGCCCUGGAGGACGUGGAGGCCCUGUACUUAGGGCCCUCCUUUCUGAUGGCUGACCCCAUGGGGCCCCUUCUGGACCAAGAUGAAGAAGAAGCUCUUUCUCCCUCCUCCCUAGAGGGGAAGGCGCCAGCUUCGCCCUCCCUUUCUUUGUCCACUUAUCCAUCCUCCUCGUCCCCUUAUCAUACUAUGUCUUUCUCCCCGCUGUCUUUGUCCUCCCCAUCUCCCUCUCCCCCUCCCACCCAUUGUUCCUCAUUCCUGGGAACCAAGGCCGGAGCGGACUCGCUGUCCCUCUCUUGGCUGGGUGCCGGCGACCUGCUCGACGCCCAUGUUGGAGCAGAUGAUGGCAAAGCAGAUGAUGCUUUUGCCGGCAUGGACUGGAUGUCAGAGAAAAUCGACCUGAGUGAAUUUGACCUGGAGUCUUUCAUUGGAUCCUGCUCCUCUGAUGAGUCUCCCAGCUCUCCUGAAGAUCUCCUGGCUUCCCUGGACUCCUCCAUGGAUUUGGAUCUAGAUCCCUUUAACACAAACAUCCCCGUCCCACACAGCAGCCUUGAGCUGAGUUUGCCUCUGCCCGACAUUCCCAGUCCCCCUCUGGAGCUCCCUCUCCCUGUGGCAGCUGAGGCCAAGAAGAUGGAUGUUGCUCCUGCUCAUGAAGUUAAAUCUGAACCUCCCUCUCCAUCUCCCCCAUCUCCAGUCUACACAUUGGAGCUGGGAAGCGAAGUAGAUGUCCUAGAUGCUGACAAGCAGACCACAUCCCUCACAAUCAUCCCAGACCCCAGUGGAAGCGUUCAGUCGACCCCCAUUGUUCUCUCCAUCCCCACCUCUGGUCACUUUGUGGUGGUCCUCUCAAACAAAGAAGAGCCCUCCCUUCUAUCUCUCCCCGAUCAAGCUGUUAAAACCUCUCCACCAAGCGAAUGCGACAGUGACUCUGGCAUUGAGUCAGUCAUUGGUUCUCCGGUGCGCCUUCCUUCUCCUCUUCCUACCCCACCCCCUGCAGCUGGUUCCUCUAGGACCAAACCCUACUCCAAAUCUGAAGCUUCCACCUCUCCCAAGACCUCCAAGGUCAAAUCAGUGUCUGGUGCUCCCAGAGGGGUGGAGAAGAAGCUCAAGAAAAUGGAACAGAACAAGACAGCAGCCACACGUUAUCGGCAGAAGAAAAGGGUUGAGCAGGAGGAGCUGCACCAAGAGUGCGAAGAGCUGGAGAAGAAGAACCACGAGCUGGCGGAAAAAGCAGAGUCCAUCAGCCGAGAGAUCCAGUACCUCAAGGACCUGAUGGAAGAGGUUCGAAAGCACCGCCGUGUAAAGACCAACAAAGUGGCUUAAAAAGAAAGUAGUGAGAGAGUGGUGUUCCUGCUUCAGUGAUCACAUGCUUAAAGGGAAUCCAAACUAGUAAUUGAAGAAAAUUGUAAAAGAGCUGCGCGUGAAACCUGCCACUUGGUGGAAUAGAAGGAAUAGCCAGAUAAAAAGUCAAACUCGUAUAGAAGUUGAGAUUAGUAGUGUAGAUUAGGGGGCUGGGAGUUUGUGAGGCGAAGCAUCUGUACAUGCUUGUCUCUCAGUCCCCUGUCUUAUUCCUGGUACAAAAAACAGGGUGUAAGUUUGUCUUUGUAGACUAGGCAUGCAAAGCACGAGUCACCGUAGCUCCUGGUAUUGUUGUAGACCUGUAACUCAUUGACAGAGAUCCCCUUGCUCCAUCACCACUUCAUCACCAGACGUCCAAUGGGCUUAAAUACAUUUAUUCAGUAAAAUUAAACACCACUUCUACCCCGUUCCUACUACCUUCUAACCCCAUGCAACCCUAUUAUGACCUUCUUCUUAACAUCUUGACUUCCAGUAAGGGGCCUCAGCCUACUUAUGAAUCCGUGAUAUUACACUCGACUCACUUUUAUGUAUAUAGUUUCUCCUCAUUUGCUUGCAGAUUGUGGGUAUUUUUCCCCCUUUUUUUUAAUUAUUAUUUAAUGCUGGAUAAAAUAUUAGCACAUCUUUGGUAGCUCUGUCUCCUAGCACUGGUGUUUGGCUUGUAAAAAAUGCUUUGCUGGUCUUUUUUUUCUAUUAAAUAUCUAUCAGUACUCCAGUGAUAA